AUGAGAUUCACCAAGCAGUUCCUCGCCGCCAUCUUCCUCAUCUCCGCCUCGGGCGCUGUCGCCGCCGGCGUCGAGACCCAGGCCGACAACCAGGGUCUUCCUGAUCUGAAGGACAAGAUCCCUGAUUUCAAGGAUAAGAUUCCUGACUUCAAGGAUAAGAUCCCUGAUUUCAAGGACAAGAUCCCUGACUUUAAGGACAAGAUCCCCGACCCUAAGGACAAGAUCCCCGAAAAGCCUGAGAAGCCCGAGAAGCCCGAGAAGCCCGAGAAGCCCGAGAAGCCUAAGAAGCCCGAGCUUCCCGAUAUUCCCAAGCCCGAGAAGCCUGAGAAGCCCAAGAAGCCUGAGCUUCCUGAUAUUCCCAAGCCUGAGAAGCCUGGCAAGCCUAAGAAGCCCGAGCUUCCCAAGAAGCCCGAGAAGCCCGAGAAGCCCGAGAAGCCUGAGAAGCCUUCGAAGACCACCUCGGUCCCGGUCUCGUCGACCACUCACCACAAGGUCCCCUCGUCGACCCCCUCGACCACCUGGACCUCUUCCGAGCCGGCCUCGUCGACGCCCACUCCUUCGUCCGAGUCAUCGACCUGGACGACCUCGACGGUGCCCGCCACCUCGUCCAAGACCCACCACAGCAAGGUCCCCAAGACCACGCCCACGCCGGUCCCGAUCGGAAACUCGACCGUUCCCAGCGAGCCGUCGUCGACCGCGCCGGUUGAGUCCUCCAAGACCUGGGUGCCUCCCACCACCGCGGUCCCCACCGGCGGCCAGCCCAAGACACUCAAGAACAAGACCUUGCCUUCUGCGACGCACACCCCCAUCGUCUUCGAGGGCCAGUCCAGCACCCUCCGCACUUCCGUCUACACCAUCGGCACUCUUGCUGCUCUUGUCGGCGUCGCUCUUUUCCAGUUUUAA
Messenger RNA from Myxozyma melibiosi, 903 nucleotides. RefSeq lists its product as uncharacterized. Bases 1 to 903 code for a protein of 300 amino acids. The record is from RefSeq and is a predicted model, not a curated record. The transcript has a single exon. NCBI's taxonomy places the organism in Eukaryota, Fungi, Ascomycota, Lipomycetes, Lipomycetales, Lipomycetaceae.